This is a messenger RNA of Glycine soja, 2684 nucleotides long. Its product is annotated as fatty acid amide hydrolase-like. Gene Ontology annotation, molecular function: catalytic activity. The transcript is spliced from 20 exons. NCBI's taxonomy places the organism in Eukaryota, Viridiplantae, Streptophyta, Magnoliopsida, Fabales, Fabaceae. The coding region runs from base 407 to 2248 and encodes 613 amino acids. The record is from RefSeq and is a predicted model, not a curated record.
CUUGGUGUAGAGAGGAAAGAGCCAAAAGUAGCAAGCUAGUGAAUUUUUUGACAUUUUCUGCCUGCAGCCAAAACUAGACUCCACCGAAAGUACUUAAAAAACAUUUCGGAAUCUAAAUAAUAUAUGAGCUGAACAAGGAAUAGCAAGAAGAAUACAAUGUUGAGCUCUUAGUUUCUCUCAUACAAAACUCCACUCACCGUGUUAAUCAAAAGUACUUGUUUUCUAGUUGUCCAUACCAUCCCCAUCCAUCAACGUGACAAUUAAGAUUUGUGAUUAUAAGAAGAUUGAAUUAAUGUGUUGUACCUCUUGCUAUCUCCGCCUAUGCACCUAUAAGAGUAUGUAGUUUCUACUUUGUUGAUAACCACAUGCUCUCUACAUCUUACAAAGAAGCAUCCUCUAUAGACUAAUGGGUUUGUUCAGAAGUAAGGGUGUGAUUUAUAGGCCAGUGAAGGAUGUUAACUUAGGUCCUGAUAGCACUGAAUUCUAUCUCCAAGCCAAUGUCAAAGCUCCCCGCAUGACUGGAAUCCUGGUCAAGAUUUUCACUUGGUUCUUGGAGUCUCCAAUACUUGGACCCUUGCUAUUGUAUAUAUUGAAGGGAAACAAUCUUAUUCAUAAACUUAUUACAAAUGCAGACUUAGAAGAGUCACCCCUCUAUGUUCCCUCACAUCAUUUUGAAGACCACAAAGAACAAGAAGUCAAAUGCUUGGAUUCUGCUUUAACUCCAGAAGAACAAGUUCAACUUGCAAUAGAGUGCUUACCUACAUCUUCAGAAAAAGCACAUAAUGGAACAAACUCUUCGUUCUCUCGUUGGACCAUAAUGGAUUAUUCCAGAGCCUACAGCUCGGGAGAAAUAACACCACUCAUGGUUGCUGAACGAUUUAUUGCCGCUGUUAAUGAAUCUUCAAAACCUCCACUCCGAAUGGGAUUUUUUAUUCACUACAGUGCUGAUGAUAUACUAAGACAAGCAAAUGAAUCAACUCUUCGGUAUAAAAAAGUGCAUGUUUUUGCAGGGGAACCUAUCUCUGUGCUAGAUGGAGUUCCUGUUGCUAUCAAGGAUGAAAUGGAUUGUUUGCCAUAUCCAACUACAGGAGGUACAAAGUGGUUGCACAGAGAAAGGCCUUGUACAGAUGAUGCUUGCUGUGUUAAGCGUCUGAGAUUAUGUGGCGCCAUACUUGUUGGGAAGACUAAUAUGCAUGAACUUGGGGUUGGAAUUAGUGGUAUCAAUCCACAUUAUGGGGCUGCUAGAAACCCAUAUGAUACCAAUAAGAUUUCAGGAGGUUCUUCUAGUGGAUCUGCUACUGUGGUGUCUGCAGGAUUGUGCCCUGUUGCCCUUGGUGUUGACGGGGGAGGUUCUGUGAGGGUGCCUGCAUCUCUUUGUGGUGUAGUUGGUCUAAAACCAACUUUUGGCCGUGUACCUCAUUCCGGAGUCCUUCCUCUAAACUGGACAGUUGGGAUGGUUGGAAUACUAGCCGGCACUGUUGAGGAUGCAUUGAUCACUUAUGCAGCCAUUAGUGGAGAAAUUUCAUCCCAUCAGCCCUCUAAUAUGCUUACCAAGAUAAAUCUUCCACUGCUGCCCUUGACGAAGUCCAUAUGUGACAUCAAGUUGGCAAAAUAUGGGAAGUGGUUUGAUGAUUGCAGUGAUGAUGUCAUAUUAUGCUGCUCCCGUGCCUUGAGGAAGCUUCAGGAUCAUUAUGGUUGGAAGACAAUUGAUGUCACUAUCCCAGACAUAGAAGCAAUGCGCCUAGCACAUUACUUAACAAUUGGAUCAGAGUGUUCCACUUGGUUUGAUUCUUUUGGAGAAAAAUAUUUUGCAGAAUUUGGAUGGGACGCAAGGGUUGCACUUAACAUCUAUGGUGCUUUCAGUGGCAAGGAGUACAUUAAAGCUCAGAAACUGAGGAAUCGACAGUUGCAGUUUCACAUGAAAAUAUUUGCUGAGGCAGAUGUCAUUGUGUCACCAACAACAGGUGUGACUGCAUACUCGAUUCAAGAUGAUGCACUAAAGACUGGUGAACUUGACUACGUAAAUGGAGCUGCACUUGUUCGGUAUUCCAUAUCAGGAAACUUCCUAGGACUUCCUGCUGUGACUGUACCGGUUGGAUACGAUAAAUUGGGUUUGCCUAUUGGGCUUCAGUUUAUAGGAAGGCCUUGGGCUGAAGCAACACUGAUCCACUUGGCAUUUGCAACGCAGGCCAUAUGCUUAGAAUACAGAAAGCCAAAGAUAUUUUAUGAUCUGUUAAGAAAAAAUUAAAUGGGGUGAAGCAUGUCAGAAGGAAGUAUGCACAAGCAGUGUGUCAUGUCUUUUCAAGCGAAAGCAUAGCCAUGUUAUGGCAAGUUUCAGUCAUAUCAUUCAAAAGCAAUAGUGCUGUAGCAGGGUAGGCUUAUACAUGGAUUGAACUAAUGAAAUUUAGGUUCGGAAACAUUUUGUCCCAAUUGUGUACAAAUUUAUUCGUCCGGGCAGGCUUACCUAUGUAUAAUGAAGGUGAACAAGAAGAAUGAGAAUGAACAUAAAAAAUUCUAGUUUUAUAUCAUAAGAUCCUCUGGUAAUAUAUGACAUGACAUGUCUUUAUGGGCCUUUUUUUUGUGAUGGGAUCCUAUAUCUUUUUAGUUUUUAUGAUAUAAUGAGUUAUUAUGUAAUAAGUUUCGAAAUUUUACUAUACUGAGCUCAUUUGUUUCUUUUGUAUGAA